AUGUUCUUUCCUGGCCAAAACGGAAUUAUUUUUUCAUUAAGGGCUAUUUUGGGAACUGGCUCUUUUGUGAUAUACUAUUUUGGAUUUUAUUAUCUUCCUAUUGGCGACGCUUCAUUAAUUUUCUUCAUUCAACCAAUCUAUACUAGUUUACUUGCUUGUUUUUUUCUUCGUGAGAAUUGUGGACCAUUUGAAAUUUCAACUGUUCUGGUUGAUAUCCUCGGAGUUGCUCUUGUGGCGUCUCCGUCUUUCCUGUUUUCUACGCAAGGAUUCUCUCAUGACCACGUCGUUGGAUGUUUAUGUGCCAUCGGUGCUGCUGCCGGAGAAGCUACUGUACGUGUGGGGAUGUGGCGACUACAGGAUGUGCCCAAAACCGUCGUAAUAUUUUGGUGGUCCGUUUGUGCUUCAUUGAUUACCUUGCUGGGUACGUGGAGCUUAGGAGUCCGGCAAAGCCCAGAAAACUGGCAAAAAACUUUAUACAUUUUACUAAUUGGCGGCGUGGGGCUGCUGAGCCAGGCAGCGCUUACAACUGCGUUGUACAUCGAAGAAGCAGGAAGAGUUUCUAUUGCAAGUACUUCUGAAAUUAUAGUUGCCUACGUUUUGCAAGUAACUGUGCUAGGAGAAGCUCCUACAGUCACUAGUAUAAUAGGAGCUCUUCUUGUCAUCACAGGUAUAAUCCUUGCAGGUAUCAAACAGCUACAAUGUACUGAAGUCCUGAAAAAUCGUCUUCAUGGAUAUACAUCUUUGAUACAGGCAAAAUUAUGA
Limulus polyphemus (Atlantic horseshoe crab) is the source of this 762-nucleotide messenger RNA. Its product is annotated as solute carrier family 35 member G1-like. Gene Ontology annotation, cellular component: membrane. The coding region runs from base 1 to 762 and encodes 253 amino acids. The record is from RefSeq and is a predicted model, not a curated record. The transcript has a single exon. NCBI's taxonomy places the organism in Eukaryota, Metazoa, Arthropoda, Merostomata, Xiphosura, Limulidae.